AGUAGUAAAAUAAUUGAAGGACUAAUUGGACCAUCAUUCCACAUUAUGGGAUUUAUCAGUAUCUCUCCCUUAAAUUUUCUUGUGUCAGAAACUAAACUAAUGGAUUUUUUUAUUUGUUCUGUCUACUACACUGGAUUCGUACUCUCUGUCUCACCCUCGACUCUCAAACACUCUCCAACUCUCGACCUCUUGCAACAAUGGUGGGUUGGUUGAUGAAUAUCACGAAGUCGUUUAACUGUCGUCUCCAUCUCCGAUUCGAGUAGAAAAAUUCGAUCGAUUCAUAAUCGGGUGGGACUUGAAAAUUUCUCGGAUACGCUUCUUGAAAUUGGCUUUGGACUACUUGAAAUUUGAGGAGAUUGAGAAUGGGCAGGAAGUAUGCAUGGUAAUGAUAUGGAAGAGUUGAGAGGUUGUUUUCGUGGCUCGAAUUCACUCCACUAAAGACGCUUACAGCAAGCCUUAGCAUCCAUGAUGGGCAAGAAAGCACAUGUGCUGGUUGUGCCAUAUCCAGCACAAGGGCAUGUCACACCUCUCUUGAAGUUAUCACACAGAAUUGCUGAUUAUGGUGUCAAAGUCACAUUUGUUAACACAGAGUUCGUACAUGCCAAGAUCAUGGCUACUAUGCCAGAUCACAACAAUGAAGAAGAAGAAGAAGAAGAACAAAAUCAGGUCGGACUAGUUUCGAUCCCUGACGGAUUGGGACCCAAUGAUGAUCGGAGGGAUGCCCUUAAACUAUUGGAGAGUAUCCGGAGGGUCAUGCCAGGUCUCCGAUGGACUUGAUUUAACUAGAGUAUCCGAAGGACUUGAUUGAAAAGAUUGGGCAUACAGAGAAGAUUAGGUGUGUCAUAGCAGAUCCAACCCUUGGGUGGAUAUUGGAGGUUGCCAAAGAGAUGGGAAUUGAGCAAGCUGCAAUGUGGCCAGCGGGAACAAGGGGUUUACCAUUGUUUCCUCACAUUCCAAAGCUUAUUGAAUCAGGGGUUAUGGAUAUGAGUGGAGCUAUUUUGAGAAAUGAACUUAUCAAUGUGUCCAAGGACAUUCGUGCCUUCAGCACCUCUGAGUUGGAUUGGAACUGCAUAGAUGACCCCAUAAUACAAAAGAUCUGCUUUGAAUGUGCUCUAACCAUCAAACAAACUUUGGAACACUCUAACUGGUUUCUUUGCAACACAAUCUACGAACUCGACUUGCCGGUUUGUCGGUUGCUUCCCAACAUCUUGCCUGUUGGACCGUUGCUUGCGAGCGAUCAUCCGAGGCAUUCUAGCGGAAGCUUUAGUCUUCAGGAUUCAACUUGUUUGAGGUGGCUCAAUGAACAACCUGCAGGGUCAGUUGUUUAUGUUGCUUUUGGCAGCACAACAGUCUUUAGCCAGCACCAAUUUCAUGAAUUGGCCCUAGGCCUUGAACUUGCAGGCUGGCCAUUUUUGUGGAUUGUUCGACCAGGCCUCACAAACCGAUCAUUCGCCGAAUACCCAGAUGGUUUUGCUGAGAAAGUGGCUGGUCGGGGGAAGAUUGUCGAAUGGGCACCUCAAGAGAAGUUAGGUCAAUCUGCAAUUGCUUGUUUCAUGACACAUUGUGGUUGGAACUCAACCAUGGAGGGUGUGAGCAAUGGGGUGCCAUUUCUGUGUUGGCCUUACUUUGGGGACCAAUUUCAUAACAGGAGCUCUAUUUGUGAUGUCUGGAAAGUUGGUUUAAGGUUGGAACACGAUGAAAAUAAGAUUGUAUCGAGGCAUGAAAUCAAGAAGAAGAUUGAGAAUUUGCUUUCUGAUGAUGACAUAAAAGCAAAUAGUUUGAAGUUGAAGAAAAUUGCUAGAAACAGCAUUGAGAAAGGUGGAUCUUCUUGUAAGAAUUUUGAAAGAUUUGUACAACAUCUGAAACAAUGAAGAGGAUAUUUCAACUAGUUACUCAAUGUAAAUGGUUGCUAAACUAUGUUAUGUUGGCAUAAUUACAAUAACCUCCUUUACAAAUGAUAUCUUAUUUUUUCAUUAUGUUGAAAGUGUUGUAAGAAUGCAAAACUUCAAAUCAAUCAAUAAAUUUAUAUUUGUUACUCAA
Messenger RNA from Camellia sinensis, 2040 nucleotides. RefSeq names its product UDP-glycosyltransferase 83A1. The record is from RefSeq and is a predicted model, not a curated record. Lineage: Eukaryota; Viridiplantae; Streptophyta; Magnoliopsida; Ericales; Theaceae. Gene Ontology annotation, molecular function: quercetin 7-O-glucosyltransferase activity; quercetin 3-O-glucosyltransferase activity.